This is a messenger RNA of Astrephomene gubernaculifera, 3251 nucleotides long. Lineage: Eukaryota; Viridiplantae; Chlorophyta; Chlorophyceae; Chlamydomonadales; Astrephomenaceae. The record is from the annotation of a GenBank genome assembly.
GAAGAAGGUUCACUCCAGCAGCGGCAACAGCACCCAGGCGCCAGCAGCGAACAGGGGGAGCAGCGGGGUGAUGGCGAGUCGGCUGCAGGCGGGGUGGUGGCAGUGGGGAGUGUGCCGCUGAGCCCACAGGAGCAGCUGCGGGUGCUGCAGGAGGAGCUCCGGCUGUACAACCCCAUGCUGCUGGGCGCCCCCGCCCUGGUGGUGGUGAACAAGCUGGACCGCUGCAGCGACCCGCGGGUCGCCCUGCGCGCCCUCAUGGCCGCCACGCACCUGCCCAUCCUGCCCGUCUCGGCGGCGCAUGGUGUGGGGCUGGUGCGUCUGAAGGAGGCGUUGAGGGCCGUUGUGGGGGCGGCAGGGGCAGGGACGGCACCAGCGGCAGGGGCAGCGGCGGGGACGGCACCAGCGGCAGUGGAUCAACAGCAGCAGCGGCAGCAGAGGGCGGCGGCAACAGCGGUGCAGCCAUCGAUGAGGUCGAAGCCGCAGCAGCAGCGGUAGCAUGCGGUAUUGCUGUGUGAGCAGCAGUGGCUGCAGUGGCUGCUGAUGCUGGGCGGCAGAUGCACCAGGGGUGGGGGUUGUAGGUGGCACAAGCGGUAGGGUGAAUUUGCAGCGCCAUUCGCAGGCCCCUCGUACAGAAGUUUGAACCUCCAUCAUAGGCCCGGGUUACUGUGUAAGCCGCCUCCCAAGGGUGGCAUUUGUGUUUGGCAGGGCACUGGGCCAUGAUGAAGGCUACAGCAUGGAAAUGUCCUGCUGCAGCUGUACGACAUGUGGUUACGGGUCGAACUCAACAAGGGCUCGCGGGGAGCAAGGUUACGCUUAAGGGUGUGCUCCUUCGGGGUAGGCUCUGCACGUGGUGGUUUAUGACCAGGCCUCGCGCGGUACAUGCCGGUUAGGAAUGUGGUGGUACAUGACUGGGGCCACUUAGCUGUGCACGUAUGCAGGACAUAGCCCCUCUUUCCAGCAAGCAAUCUAUUUGCGGUAGUCGUUGGCUAAAUUCCAGUGGAAACAGGCUAGGUGUUGGGAUGGAUGGGUUCGGGUUGACAGAAUAGAUUUGGCAGCAACGCAGGACAGCGAAUGUUAUUCAGCCAUUGUUUGCUAAUGCUUGUGUUGCAAACGUCUAGCUACAGACUGGCGAGCGAUGCUUAUUGCUGGUGCUGCGGGAGUUGUGUACGACGUCCUGCUGUGCUGUGCUGUGCUAGGGCCUACCUCAGCUUCGCAAGGACGCAGCUUCGUGAGCCAGUAUAUUGGUUAAGCAAUAACCCAAAAGUUUGCAACGGUGCCGGCAUGGUAGCUUCUGAGGGUAGCAUUAAACGAAAGACCGUAAUUCGCUACUCGAAGUGCGACCUUAAGCACAAUAUAGCAGACAAGCCAUUCUUAAGACCAUUUUCAGCAAGUCUAUACCUGACUUCAGCAAAUUGAGCGUUGCUACCAAUUUGGCACCAUCUGGUCCUGGAGCCCCUAAUUGCUUAGAAAACUCCUACUGUUAAGUAAAUUGUAGAGCUGAACUCACUAGCGGGACACCGGCCGCCGCUGCGCGAUGCACUCCGCAGCGGCGCGCCGUCACAUGCACAUGGUGUUGCACCGAGCCAACACAACCGGCGCCCAGCAGUGCGGCUAAAACCCCUAUUGAGAACGUCCUCUGAUGCUGCUACGGUAGACAGGGGCCGUCUCGCCCCCGUUCAGGCGAGGACCUCCUCACCGGCACCUGUCCGCGACCUAUGGGCUUACGACGGCAGCAGCGUGGCUGAGAUUCAGCUUGACAGCUUCAAGCUCUUCCACCGACUGAGCUUCGGGCACCGGAACCCCCGGUCGUACGUGGUGGUGCUGUACGACCCGGCCAGCCCGGCCUGCAGGGCGCUGGAGUUCCAGAUUGAGCGCCUAGCUGCGGGCCUGCGCCACAACCCCGCCGUCUCGGUGGCCAAGCUCAACGCCGCGCAGCCACCGGUGCGGUCCUUCCUCGCAGCUGCCUUCAACGGCUUCGGCGGGGGGCCGUACGACGGCAGCAGCGUCAGCAGCAACCUGCCUGUCGUACUGCUUUACCCGGAGGCUACCACUGGCUACGUGCGGUUAAAAGCCCGCAGCCCAACCGCUGAGGACAUCCUGCAUGGAAUCAACAAGCUGUACGGCAAACUACUUCCCAACCGCCAACCGUUGGAGCUGAAAAACGUAACGGACAUGCAGCUGGCAGAGAUGAUGUACGGCGGUGCUGACGACGGUGACGCUGAGGUGGGCAGUAGUACGGCAACGGCGUCGUCGUCGGCGGCGGCAGGACUAGCGCGGCAGCGGCGUCGGGAGGAGCUGCGGCGGCUGAUGGAGGAGGUGGCGGCGGCGCGGGAGGAGGCGGCGAAGAAGGCAGCGGAGGCAGAGGUGGAGGCGGCAGGAGCGGCUGCGGAGGCCGCUGCUGCUGCCAAGUUGGAUUCGAGCAGCACGGUAGCGGGACAGCAGCAGGGGAAGGGGAACAGCAGGAGCGGAAGUAGGACGGCGGCGGUGGCUGCUGCUGCGGCGGCACCAACCCCACCCGGCCGGUACUGGGGCCCGGACAAGGCGGUGCUGUGGGGCUUGGUGGCGGGCCUCAGUGCUCUGGCUUUUGCAUGGGACGUGUGGCUGGCAGAUGCAUGGGACCGCUGGCAGCUGCAACGCCGCCAACGCAAACGCGCGCGGGGAGUCAAGUACGACAAGCAGCAAGACAUGGAAGAUCUGGGCAUCAUGGUGUACGACAGUUUGUUGGAUACGACAGCUAAACAGGAUGCCGUACUUGGGGCCAUGGUUGAGGAGGCUGCUGCUGUUGCUGCGGAGGGGGAGGGAAGGCAGGAAGAGGGGCAGGGGAAGGAGCAGGACGAGAAGGCGGGAGAGCAGUGGAUCGAUGUGGAAGGCCGGGUGACAGAGGCGGUGAAAAAUAAAUGAGAAGUGGAGCAACUGCAGGGGUGGGAAGGGCGAGGGAAAGAUUGUGUAGGAGAUGAAGGCCUUUGAAAGAAGUUGUUAGGAGCUUAAAGGAGUUGACAGGUAGGGGAUGAUGAAAAGAUCUUUCGAGCGUGGUGAGGUGGGUGCAGGGCUGUGUAAGGGCAUAGGAGGAGCGGGGGAUGAACGGCUAGCCCUUGGGGGAGGAGCCUAGACCGGCCAGCCCUUGAAGCAACGUAGCUUUAGAUGGCAUACCGUAACCAAAGGAUCUUGUCCGAAUGCAGGUGUGUGACCCACUGCCGUUACCACAAUCUGCCUUAAAACCCUUGCCACGUUUCCUACAUAUAACCCAUUCA